CUCAGUACUGCUCUAGUCAGGUAAAAACGAGGGGGGAAAGCUCAUUUGUGAUGGCGGAACGACACUUCGACGUAGACGGCCUCGAAUCUCUCCUAUUUUCUCCAGACAGAGAUUAUCUGAUCCGAAACAACGGUGAUCAGGUCAAAUCUGAAUACUUGAAUGGGAAGACGGUUGGAGUGUAUUUCUCCGCAUCAUGGUGUGGUCCUUGUCGGCGUUUUACCCCAAAGUUAAUUCAAGUGUACAAUGAAAUCCUUUCAAAAGGAGAUUUUGAAAUCGUAUUUGUUUCUGCUGAUGAGGAUGAGGAGUCUUUCAAGGGAUACUUUUCUGAAAUGCCUUGGACUGCAAUCCCAUUCUCUGAUUCUGUUACUCGUGACCAUCUGGAUGGUUUAUUCACUGUAAGGGGAAUACCCCACCUUGUGAUCCUAAAUGGAAGUGGAGAGGUAUUAACAGAAGAUGGUGUUGAUGUUAUAGUUGAACAUGGUGUGGAAGGUUACCCUUUUACUAGAGAGAAGGUCAGAGAACUGAAAGAAGCUGAAGAAGCAGCUAAGAGGGAACAAUCAUUGAAAAGCAUUCUAGUUUCUCCAUCACGUGACUAUGUGAUUGCAGCUGAUGGGAAGCAGGUACCUAUUGAUGGUCUUGUAGGCAAGACCGUUGGCCUGUAUUUUUUUCUGUCAACAUUCAGCGGAUCCUCUGCUUUUACUCAAAAGCUGGUUGAAGCUUAUCAGAAAUUGAAAGAAAAUAAAGAUUUUGAGAUUGUGAUGAUUCCCCUAGAUGAGAAUGCAGAGUCAUUCAAGGAAGCUUUUAAAAGCUUACCUUGGCUUUCUGUUCCUUCAGGAGAUAGAAGCUGUGAGAAGCUAGUGAGAUACUUUGAGAUCUCUUCACUACCCACCUUAGUCAUCAUUGGUCCAGAUGGGAAGACCCUUCAGUCUGAUGUUGCUGAAGCUGUGGAAGAGCAUGGGUUCCUGGCCUAUCCUUUUACCCCUGAGAGGUUUGCUGAGCUUGAAGAGAUUGAGAAGACUAAAAAAGAAUCACAGACACUAGAGUCAAUUUUGGUUAAAGGAGAUGCCGAUUUUGUUAUUGGAAAAGAUGGAGCAAAGAUUCCAGUGUCUGGUCUUGUUGGAAAGAAUAUACUCAUUUACUUCUCUGCUCAUUGGUGCCCUCCUUGCCGUGCUUUUCUACCUAAACUCAUAAAAGCAUACCACAAGAUCAAAGCAAAGGAUGAUGCAUUCGAUGUGAUUUUCGUCUCAAGUGACCAAGAUCAAACCUCCUUUGAUGACUUCUUUUCAAAGAUGCCAUGGUUGGCCCUUCCUUUUGGUGAUGAGAGGAAAGGGAUUCUAAGUCGCCUUUUCAAAGUUCGCGGAAUCCCGAUGUUAGUUGCUAUUGGGAAAACAGGCCAGACAAUAACAACCGAAGCUAGAGAUUUGGUGAUGAGUCAUGGUGCUGAUGCAUACCCCUUCACCGAAGAGCGUCUGAAGGAGAUUGAAGCAGAGUAUGAAGAGAUGUCAAAGGGGUGGCCUGAGAAACUCAAACAUGCCCUUCAUGAAGAGCAUGAGCUUUUGCUCACGAGGCGUAUGGUGUAUAAUUGUGAUGCUUGCCAUGAUGAGGGACAAGGAUGGUCAUUUUAUUGUGAUGACUGUGAUUUUGACCUCCACCCCAAAUGUGCUCUGGAGGAAAACAUGGAGGCGGAGGCCACAGAAGAGAACACAAAAGAGGGGUGGGUUUGUGAUGGUGAAGUUUGCAGGAGAGCUUAAACAACUUUCUAUGCGUUACUAGACGGGUGAUGUUGCCAUAUAUUCCAAAUGUUGGUCGGAUAUAUGCGAUGUUCUACUUCGAUUAUCACUAUAUAUGUGUGGUUUUCAUGUAUGUUAUUACAUGGAGUAUAUGUGGUUUGAAUGUAUGUUAGGUUUUCAGAUUAUCAGAGUCAGGGCUAUAAAUUUAGCCCUUAUGUAAUUAUUAUUUGAAAUAUCAAUAAGAUUGGAUCUUUUAUUGUUUCCUAGUUUUCCGGCGUGCAGUGUGAGUGUAUUGUCUGGAGCACGGCUGGUCCCGGGGGGAACAGGGUCGACGUCCUAGGCCCAAAAAAAUAGAGAAAAAAUACUUAAAAUAAGUCCAAUUUUUUUAAGUUAUAGUGUGAUUGUGAGAGUAAGCUUCUUGAUGUGAAAGUAAGCUUCUUUUUUCUAUUUUUAAGUUAAUUAAUUAGGCUUAAUGUUUACUCACUCCAUC
Molecule: messenger RNA, 2220 nt
Organism: Cuscuta europaea
Lineage: Eukaryota; Viridiplantae; Streptophyta; Magnoliopsida; Solanales; Convolvulaceae
Source: the annotation of a GenBank genome assembly